Messenger RNA from Aegilops tauschii subsp. strangulata, 680 nucleotides. RefSeq names its product photosystem I reaction center subunit N, chloroplastic. Gene Ontology annotation, biological process: photosynthesis. Gene Ontology annotation, cellular component: chloroplast photosystem I. NCBI's taxonomy places the organism in Eukaryota, Viridiplantae, Streptophyta, Magnoliopsida, Poales, Poaceae. The record is from RefSeq and is a predicted model, not a curated record.
UCAAAAACAAAACCAUCACCACGCCCCCCUCCCCUGAGGCCACACACGCGCACGAACACACACCAGAUCAAUCAAGAAAACCCCGAGAGGAUCAUGGCCGGCGUGAACACCAGUGUGGUCGGCCUCAAGCCCGCCGCGGCGGUGCCGCAGUCCGCCUCGCCGGCGGCGGCAAAGCGCGUGCAGGUCGCCCCGGCCAAGGACCGGCGGUCGGCGCUUCUCGGCCUGGCGGCGGUCUUCGCCGUCACGGCCGCCUCCGCCGGGUCGGCCAGGGCAAGCGUCUUCGACGAGUACCUCGAGAAGAGCAAGCUCAACAAGGAGCUGAACGACAAGAAGAGGGCGGCGACGAGCGGCGCCAACUUCGCGCGCGCCUACACCGUCCAGUUCGGCAGCUGCAAGUUCCCCUACAACUUCACCGGCUGCCAGGACCUCGCCAAGCAGAAGAAAGUCCCGUUCAUCACCGACGACCUGGAGAUCGAGUGCGAGGGGAAGGAGAAGUUCAAGUGCGGAUCCAACGUCUUCUGGAAAUGGUGAAGCUCAUCGAUCUGCCAGGCAAUAUGGCGAGUGCUGAUGUACGCCAGCGCACCGCGUGUACCUAGAUGUUCAAAGCUGCGCACGUGUUUCGACUGUGAAGUUAUCGUCGCUGUAAUUUUAUCAUCAAGUGGAAUUCUGUAAUUUUAUCA